Molecule: messenger RNA, 1863 nt
Organism: Fusarium musae
Lineage: Eukaryota; Fungi; Ascomycota; Sordariomycetes; Hypocreales; Nectriaceae
Exons: 4
Coding region: 1-1863 (620 amino acids)
Biological process (GO): biosynthetic process
Molecular function (GO): pyridoxal phosphate binding; transaminase activity
Source: RefSeq, a predicted model, not a curated record
AUGGCACCAUCCGCAACUGAUGCUACGGCCCCGGCUUCGCCAGCUGCGACGGCUCUCCAAGCUCUACCUCCACCCAAAGACCUGUCGCACCUGUUCUCGAGAGUGACUAGAAAUCGCAAGCCGAGCAAUAUUAAGGCCUUUUACAAAUUCAUGCAGAUUCCGGGUAUCAGCAAUUUUGCUGGAGGAAUGCCCAAUGUCAAAUAUUUCCCCUUCGAUACCUUGGAAGCUCAGAUAUCCAACGCGGACCGUUGGGAGCCUUCACCGAAUUACCCCGACAAGGCAUCAAUUGAGUCUCUGUCAGGUAGUGUUAUUGGAUACAGCAACAGUUCAGACAAAAACGCCCCGAGAAAUCCAGACUAUAACAAAACUUCGUCUAGGAUCUCUAUACCAAAGAUUCUAAAUGAACCAGACAUCACUAAGAAGGUCGACCUUGCCACUGCCCUUCAGUAUGGACAGGUGACUGGCUACCCGCCACUGCACUCUUUCAUUAGACAAUUCACGAACCAAGUGCUUCACCCAAACGUUCCAUACCAAGGUGGCGCGGAUGUCAUCCUUAACAAUGGCGGCACGGAUGGGUUCUCAAAGGUCCUUCAGCUCCUAGUUGACCCCUGGUAUGAGGGGUUACAUCCCGUAGAAGAGCGGCCGGGCAUGCUCUGUGAGACCUUUGUGUUUGGUAAUAUCCUUACUCAAGCUCGGCCUCUUGGAGUCAACGUUGUUCCAGUUGAGAUUGACGAAGAAGGUAUGAUAGUCGAAGGAUCUGGUGGUCUGCGAGAGGUGCUCGAGAACUGGAAUACUCAAAACGGAAGACUACCACAUUUCUUAUACACGGUAACCAUGGGAGAUAACCCUACCAGUGGUGUUGUAGGCGUUAAGAGACGAAAGGAGAUCUACGCGCUGGCAAGCAAGUACGACAUCAUCAUUGUUGAAGAUGAUCCGUAUUGGUAUCUGCAGUUCCCUUCCGCUGCGAUACACGAAGCUAAAGCUAGGGGCUAUGCUAUUCCCUCAGUGGCCGAUUCACACAAGACAGUCAAGUCAUCGGGCUAUGACUUCAUAGAUUCGCUUGUUCCAUCAUAUCUUAGCAUUGAUGUUGACGGCCGUGUCAUUCGCCUCGAUACCUUUUCCAAGACAGUUGCUCCUGGUUCCCGAUUGGGCUAUGUCACUGCACAACCUGCAAUCAUCGAACGUCUUACUAGGAUCGCAGAGACCAGCACUGGCCAGCCCUCGGGUUUCGUCCAAGCACUCAUUGCUCAAGCCAUUCUAGGCCCUCACUCAUCAGCUCUUGAGACAUUCUCCUCUCUCCCGGAAGCAGAGAAGCACUCGUUUACUGGCUGGCAGCUUGAUGGUUGGGUGCGAUGGCUUGAGGGACUUCGUGGCGAGUAUGAGCGUCGCAUGACCCGAAUGUGCUCUAUCCUUGAGAAGAAUGCAUUUGCUCCGAGACAGUCAACGUCCCAAGACCCAGACUUGGACCGGGACGUCAUCAGCAAGAUACGCCUGUUCGAUUUCGACUGGCCCCGUGGAGGGAUGUUUAUCUGGGUGCGUGUCCACUUCGAGAAGCAUCCUCUCUACCAGUCCAGAGGAGGUGACAUUGCCCCUGUCAUUGAUGGCACCGCACUGGCGAAUGCAUUCUUGAUCCAUAGUACACAUGCACCUCAUCUGGUGCUGGGCAGCCCUGGUAGUAUGUUCAGUGCCACGCCGGAGAUUCGGGAAAAGCGUGGCUGGCAGUAUAUACGACUGUGCUUUGCAGCAGAGAGCGACGAGAACAUUGACGACGGCUCGAGCAGAUUCGCGCGAUCUGUGGGUGAAUUCUUCAAGAUUAACGAUCCGGUACAGAUUGAGAAGCUACUCGAAGAGUUGCUCAGCUAG